Contarinia nasturtii (swede midge) is the source of this 638-nucleotide messenger RNA. RefSeq names its product S-phase kinase-associated protein 1-like. Gene Ontology annotation, biological process: SCF-dependent proteasomal ubiquitin-dependent protein catabolic process. NCBI's taxonomy places the organism in Eukaryota, Metazoa, Arthropoda, Insecta, Diptera, Cecidomyiidae. Gene Ontology annotation, molecular function: cullin family protein binding. The record is from RefSeq and is a predicted model, not a curated record. Gene Ontology annotation, cellular component: cytoplasm; nucleus. The coding region runs from base 1 to 489 and encodes 162 amino acids. The transcript has 2 exons.
AUGGCCAUUAUUAAGUUGGAAUCAUCAGACGGUGAAAUAUUUGAUACUGAAAUCGACGUGGCCAGAUGCUCCGGCACUAUUAAAACCAUGUUGGAUGAUUGUGGUAUUGAAGAUGACGAUGGUGGUGCCACUGUACCACUUAAAAAUGUGAACUCAUACAUUUUACGUCGAGUUUUAGAAUGGGCAAAACAUCAUCAUAACGAUAAACCUGUCGAUGAUGAUGAAAACAAGGAAAAGCGCACCGAUGAUAUUUCAGCAUGGGAUGCUGAUUUUUUGAAAUGUGAUCAAGGCGUAUUAUUUGAUUUGAUUCUGGCUGCCAAUUACUUGGACAUCAAAAGCUUGCUUGAUGCCGGCUGCAAAACGGUUGCCAAUAUGAUAAAAGGCAAAACACCCGAAGAAAUUCGCAGUACAUUCAACAUCAAGAAUGACUUUACAUCGGCCGAAGAAGAACAGGUUCGCAAAGAGAACGAAUGGUGCGAGGAAAAAUAGACAACACCAAUGACUCAUCUUACUCUGGCUACCAUCAAUGUUAAAUCAAUUUCGACUCUUUCUUGUAUUUUAUGGAAAAUAAUAAAAACAAAUGUAUUUAAGCGUAUUUAACUGAAAAUGGAAAAUAAAUUCUGAACAAUUACUCGAAA